AUGAAACCAGGUCCACUCGAUAUGGGCUAUGCCCGACCUCUCGAGUUCACCCUCUCAGUCGUCGUGAGGACCAAUCCUAGCCCGCUCGACUUUCAGUUUGCUGCUGAUACCCUCGUCUUACAAUGGCCUGUACUGAACUUGCGAAUGGAUCCGUUGAAAACCAAAUUCUUGGAUCCAAAAGACCCCGGUGACCUGACCGAGGUAUGGGAGGGGAAAACACUUAAACAAGAACUCAGCGACAUUGUCGCAGUUUCUUCCGAGCCGGACUCCCCACAACUGAUUGACUCUGCGGCACUCGACAAGGCGUUGGAUUUCGGGUAUGGGUUGGUACACGCAUGGAGGCAGCGAGUAUUCUCCAUUCGAACUGUAUUCUUGACCGAUGCCUGCAUAAUCGGGUUCAGGUUUCUGCAGUCCCUCUGCGAUGCAAAUGGCGCCCAUCAAAUAGUCCAGGCUUAUUGCACCCUCCUCAGGGGGGAGAAUAUUACCCACACUAUCCAUACCCGACCACCCCUGUCCCUGAAAUCAGAAGUACUCGAAAAAUGCGCCGAGAAGGUUGAGUCCCAUCAGAUCGCAGAUCUGCACGAACAUUCUACGUGUCGCACUUGGGUAGCCGGAAUCGGGGCACUCGGGAAGCAGAUCGGACGGAAUAUAUGCUAUCCUUCAGCGAGACGGAUCAGCAAGACCUUGCUGAUCCCCCGGAGGCAAAUUCAGAGCUGGUUAGAAGAGGCCGAGAGUGACAAGGCCAAGGUAACUGAGCAUGAUCUCGUGGCAGCUUUUAUCUACAAGGCUUCUUUACAUCCACCGACUGCCCACAGCUUCGGCCUAGCCAUCGAUAUCUCAAAACAGGUCCAGUCCAAAGCAACCCUCUACAACCCCUGGUACAUGAUGCCCGUACCGGACCCAAUACCAACAAGCGAAUAUAACUCCCCUUCAUUGAUUCGACUCGCAACACACAUCCGGCGCGCGGUUCACGAGGGCCAGCAGCCAGAAUGCAUUGGAGAGAUUGUUGAUCAGCACAAGAGCCUGAAGAAUAACCCCAUGAUACCGAAAUCGUAUGGUGGCCGAGCGGCUCAACCGCGCAUCGCUUCUUGGAAAAACCUGCCGCUUUAUGAUCUCGAUAUCCAAGGUGAAAGGCCGCUCUUUGUACAGGGCAGUGUUGACUACUGUGGACUUUUGCGUGAGACUAAAACUCACUUGGAUGAUUUGUUGGUGACGUGGAAAGCGCGGGGUUGGGGUGGGGAGGAUGGGGGUUAUUGGGUUCAUGGGAGAUUGCCUGAGGCUGUUUGGAGGCGUAUGAUGGAUGACUUGAACUGCUGA
Penicillium mononematosum is the source of this 1317-nucleotide messenger RNA. RefSeq lists its product as uncharacterized. Lineage: Eukaryota; Fungi; Ascomycota; Eurotiomycetes; Eurotiales; Aspergillaceae. The record is from RefSeq and is a predicted model, not a curated record. The transcript is spliced from 4 exons. The coding region runs from base 1 to 1317 and encodes 438 amino acids.